UACUGCAUAACGUAUAAGUCACGUCUUUCACAUACUCUUCACCAUUAGACCAAGACCUGCCUCAUCCGUACCAUAAAAUUAAUUAUUUUAUUGGAUUACGUACACUAAGAGUUUGUUACACUAACAACAAAUUAUAAGGAGGCGGGGGGCGUGAAGAGAGGAAACUCCAUACAUAUCUUUCUCUGAAAACUCGGACAACCUUUCAUUUUUCCUAAUUUUAUGUAUCCCCUCAUAUUUGCUACAAUUAAUCACAAAAAAAAAAAGUAUGAGAGAUGUCCAAGAAAAUACCAAAAUCAGUGGACUUGCUUCAUUGGUGGUGUACUCUAUACUUUUCACCUACACCCUCUUUAACAUCUUAUCUCCCUCCUCUCCUCUUUCUGUCUUCACUAUUGCCAAAACAUUACAUUAUAACUAUCCAAGAUAUCAUCUUAUUCAUCCUCCAAAGGGUAAUUAUGGAAAAUGUGAUUUGUUUAAGGGGAAAUGGGUUGAAGACCACACAAAGAACCCUCCCUACACAAAUGCAACUUGCUCCACAAUUCCAAUAUCAAAAGAUUGUUUCUUGCAUGGGAGGAAUGACAAGGAGUUCUUAUAUUGGAAAUGGAAGCCAGACAAAUGUGAGCUACCAAGGUUCGAACCCAAGACCUUCUUUCAAAUAAUGCGCGAUAAGAGGCUUGCAUUUAUAGGAGAUUCAGUUGCUAGAAACCAAAUGGAGUCCCUUUUAUGCAUCUUAUCUCAAGAAGAAGCUCCAAUUGAUGUGUACAAGGAUGCCAAAGAUCGGUCUCGAACAUGGUUCUUUCCUAGGAACAAUUUCACCCUAAUGGUGUUAUGGACAAGGUUUUUGGUUAAGGGUGUUGAAAGAGAGGGUGGUGUUUAUGAUUUGCACCUUGAUCAAGUGGAUGAAAUUUGGGGUUAUAAUGUUAAUCAAGGAUUAGUUGAUUAUGCCAUUGUUUCAAGUGCUCAAUGGUAUUUUAGGAAGAAUUAUUUGUUUCAAGGAGGGAAAUUAAUUGGAUGUCUCUAUUGCAAUGAAUCCAAUUUGACUCAAUUUAAAGUGAGUUUUGCUAUUGGGAAGGCCUUUCAAACUGCACUCAGCUACAUUAAUAGUUGCCAGGAAUGCAAGGGCAUGGUGACAUUGGUGAGAACAAUCUCACCAACACAUUUCGAGAAUGGGACGUGGAAUACCGGAGGCCAUUGUGAAAGAUUAAAGCCUUACAACAAAACACAAGUAGUAAACACUUUGGUAAGUAGCAAAAACAAUGAUGAAUGGGAUGUUAGAGGUGUUCAAAUGGAAGAAAUCGAGAAAGCAACAAAGAAAGAAGGACAACCAAUAUUUCGAGCCAUGGACAUCACUAUGGCUAUGUUGAUGAGACCGGACGCGCACCCGGGUUCAUACUGGCGUGACAAGAAGAAGAAGAAAGGGUUCAAUGAUUGUGUGCAUUGGUGCAUGCCUGGUCCUAUUGAUGUGUGGAAUGACCUCUUGUUGGCACUACUUUUAUGAUUGUUAUAAUCGUCCCACUAUACAUGAUGCUCUUGUUCAAAGAGUUCUAAUACAUUAUAGAUUAUACAUACAAGUAGUAUGUAACACAUCAAGAUUCUUUCAUUAAAAAAACACAUAAAUUUUGUCAAGCAUGUUUAUCAUGAUUUCA
Spinacia oleracea (spinach) is the source of this 1643-nucleotide messenger RNA. RefSeq names its product xyloglucan O-acetyltransferase 4. Gene Ontology annotation, cellular component: Golgi apparatus. Gene Ontology annotation, molecular function: O-acetyltransferase activity. The record is from RefSeq and is a predicted model, not a curated record. Bases 266 to 1495 code for a protein of 409 amino acids. The transcript is spliced from 3 exons. NCBI's taxonomy places the organism in Eukaryota, Viridiplantae, Streptophyta, Magnoliopsida, Caryophyllales, Amaranthaceae.